AUGGCUUCACAAGCCGCCACCAAUAGCCAAUUCUCGUCGCCUUGGGCGGCGCGGUAUCGUGGGGCCACCGUCGAAGAUCUCGAUCCCCCCGCCGCCCUCUCCCUCACCCCGGACGACAGCGUCUCCGACGCGCUCCUCUCCGCCUUUGAGCGCGACUACACGCACCUCACCGUCGUCGACGCGUCCACGCGCGCUCUCCUCGGCUACAUUGCCAUGCCGCAUCUGCAGGCGCAGCUCGACGCCGGCAGCGUGCAGCCUCAAGACCCCCUGUCGGCCGCCAUGACGCGGUUUCAGCGAAAGGGGCGCGCGUACCGCGUCAUUACCAUGCAGACACCGCUGGAGGAGCUCGAGGCGUUUUUCCGGGGCGACGGCGGCGACGGCGCCGGCGCCGGCGCCGGCGAAAAGGACGGGGGGAAAGAAGGGGGCGGCGAGUGGGCGCAAGAGUUUGCGGUGGUGACGGACGAGAAUAGGAGGUUCGUGCUGGGGGUGGCAACGGUGCAGGACUUGGAAGAGUUUGUCAAGAGACGGCCCGCAUGA
Beauveria bassiana ARSEF 2860 is the source of this 537-nucleotide messenger RNA. RefSeq names its product cystathionine beta-synthase, putative. The record is from RefSeq and is a predicted model, not a curated record. The transcript is spliced from 2 exons. Bases 1 to 537 code for a protein of 178 amino acids. NCBI's taxonomy places the organism in Eukaryota, Fungi, Ascomycota, Sordariomycetes, Hypocreales, Cordycipitaceae.